CGUUGUGCGACUAUGCGGCCAUAUUCCACUUCCGCCGUUCAAGGGUAUCUAACGCACCAGGCAAGGCGACAUGUACAGAUUCGCGAAAGCCGCCGUGAACAUCACCGGUCAAGCUGCACGGCAAGUGAGGCACGGAUCCACCGCUCCGCAGGAUUUCCACUCCAAGUAUGGCACCGGCAUGUUGGUCGGCGGCUUUGCCUUCUGCACAGCUGUGUGGUCAUACGUGGUGACUCAGACUGGCAUCACCUGGAAUCUGUCCCCUGUUGGGAAGGUCAUGCCCAAACCUUGGAGGGAGGCUGACGAGUAAAACGAAACAAAAAAAACCGCCAUGGUAGAGAUCCAAACAAAAACCUUCUGGCUGUACAGACGAACAGUAAAUAUCUGCCUGUGUUUCAAUAUUGUCCAAAUAAAUUAAAUGUGAUUCUCGA
This is a messenger RNA of Phycodurus eques (leafy seadragon), 428 nucleotides long. RefSeq names its product cytochrome c oxidase subunit 7B, mitochondrial. NCBI's taxonomy places the organism in Eukaryota, Metazoa, Chordata, Actinopteri, Syngnathiformes, Syngnathidae. The record is from RefSeq and is a predicted model, not a curated record. Bases 71 to 307 code for a protein of 78 amino acids. The transcript is spliced from 3 exons. Gene Ontology annotation, biological process: mitochondrial electron transport, cytochrome c to oxygen.